AAAACCAAGAAGUAUGAUUCGUUAAUUUCGUCAAAAUACAUGACCUCUUGUUUGCGCAUCUAUGGGAGGUAGUAUUUGAAGAUAUCAGUAUCAAGCGCAGAGAAACGGCCAGCUCUUCCAGUCCUUUUUCACUUAUCCAAACACAAAAGCCCUUCUUUCUUUCUUCGAUAAUGGAAGCUCGCAAGCUUUUGAAAUUAACCAAAACAGGAUGAACCAUUAGCAGACUCCAAAUCCACCUCCAUACGAAUAAAACUAUUUACAAUGGCGAUGCAAACUUCGCACACCGUUCUGUCAUUGAGAAGUUGCUCAUCGUUUACAAAAUCAUCUUCAUUCAGAAGGAUUGAUUUCAGGAUAUAUUCUUCCAUUGAGCUCUCAUCUCUCUUCCAUUUUUCAUAUUGCACUGUGUCAAAGAGAAGGUCUCGUGGGCCCGUUAUGGCUGCCAAGAAAGAAUCUAAAGGAACAAAGCAAGGAGAUGGAAAAUACAAGCACACUGUUGAUCUUCCUAAAACAACUUUUGGUAUGAGAGCAAAUUCUUCAGUAAGGGAACCUGAAAUCCAGAAAUUAUGGGAUGAAAAUCAGGUUUUCAAGAAAGUUUCUGAAAAGAAUAACGGGGGAACUUUUGUCCUUCAUGAUGGUCCUCCAUAUGCUAAUGGUGAUUUACACAUGGGACAUGCAUUAAACAAGAUCAUAAAGGAUAUUAUUAACCGAUAUAAGCUUCUUCAAAACUGUAAAGUGCAUUACAUUCCAGGUUGGGAUUGCCAUGGUCUACCCAUUGAGUUGAAAGUAUUGCAGUCAUUGGAUCAAGAUGCCAGAAACGGAUUGACACCAAUAAAAUUAAGAGCAAAAGCAGCUAAAUUUGCUAAAGCAACAGUCAAGGCACAAAUGGCAUCAUUCAAGAGAUUUGGAGUAUGGGCAGAUUGGGAUCAUCCUUAUCUCACUCUUGAUCCAGAAUAUGAAGCUGCUCAGAUUGAAGUGUUUGGGCAAAUGGUUUUCAAAGGGUACAUAUACAGAGGGAGAAAGCCAGUGCACUGGAGUCCUUCAUCACGCACUGCUCUUGCAGAGGCUGAAUUAGAGUAUCCUGAAGUCCAUGUUUCAAAGAGCAUGUAUGCAAUUUUCAAAUUACUAACUACUCCAACUAAAGAUGGAUUACUUGAUGAAUUUCCCAAAUUGUCCCUUGCUAUUUGGACCACAACUCCUUGGACAAUUCCUGCAAAUGCUGCUGUUGCAGUGAAUUCCAAGCUCCAGUAUGCCAUUGUUGAAGUGCAAUCACCUUCACCUUCACCUGAUGUUACUUCAUCUUCUGAAGAUGGAAAGAAGAGAAUUGGAAGUGUUUUGAAAGGCUCUGAGAUACCAUUUUUCAUUGUUGCAUUGGACCUUGUGUCAACACUGGAAUCCAAAUGGAAUGUGAAACUUGCUGUUAAGAAAACCGUUUUGGGUUCAGAUCUUGAAAAUUGCAGAUAUGCACAUCCAAUAAAUGGGCAAGAAUGUCCAGUUGUGAUUGGAGGAGAUUACAUCACAACAGAAUCAGGAACUGGACUUGUCCAUACUGCCCCUGGACAUGGGCAAGAUGAUUAUAUAACAGGAUUAAAAUACAAUUUGCCAAUAAUAUCCCCAGUAGAUGAUGAAGGAAAAUUCACUGAAGAAGCUGGAAUCUUUAAAGGGCUUGAUGUGUUAGGAGAUGGGAAUACUGCUGUAAUUGAUCACUUGGAUCAACUUUCAUCAAUUCUCAUGGUGGAACCUUACAAGCAUAAGUAUCCUUAUGAUUGGAGGACAAAAAAGCCUACGAUUUUUAGGGCAACUGCACAAUGGUUUGCAUCUGUGGAAGGGUUCAGAGAGGCUGCUAUGGAUGCCAUUAGUCAAGUAGUAUGGACUCCAUCUCAGGCAGAAAACAGAAUUUCUACAAUGACUUCAAGUCGUUCAGAUUGGUGUAUAUCGCGUCAAAGAACAUGGGGUGUCCCAAUUCCAGUCUUCUAUCAUGUAGAAACAAAGGAGCCUCUGCUAAAUGAAGACACUAUUGAUCAUAUCAAAACAAUUAUUUCCCAAAAGGGUAGUGAUGCAUGGUGGUAUAUGAAAGUAGAAGAAUUGCUUCCUGAGAAAUAUCGUGAUAAAGCAUCAGAUUAUGUGAAGGGAACUGAUACAAUGGAUGUUUGGUUUGAUUCAGGCUCUUCUUGGGCUGCUGUUUUGGAGACCAGAGAAGGCCUUCAUUGGCCUGCAGAUUUGUAUGUAGAAGGCACUGAUCAACAUAGGGGUUGGUUCCAAAGUUCUUUAUUAACCAGUGUUGCUACAAAAGGAAAAGCUCCAUAUUCUGGAGUUAUAACCCAUGGAUUUGUGCUUGAUGAGAGAGGUUUAAAAAUGAGCAAAUCUUUGGGUAAUGUUGUUGAUCCACGUUUGAUAAUUGAAGGAGGCAAGAAUCAAGAGGAAUCACCUUCUUAUGGAGCAGAUGUUCUUAGGCUUUGGGUCUCAAGUGUAGAUUAUACAGGAGAUGUUCUAAUUGGACCUCAAGUUCUUCGCCAAAUGUCUGACAUUUAUAGGAAAUUAAGAGGAACUUUGAGGUUUCUUUUGGGAAAUCUUCAUGAUUGGAAAGGUGAAAAUGCAAUUUCAUAUGAAGAACUUCCUGAGAUCGAUCAGCAUGCUCUGUUUCAGCUUGAGAAUGUUGUGAAGAGCAUUAAAGAAAGCUAUGAAAGCUAUCAGUUCUUCAAAAUAUUCCAGACAAUUCAAAGGUUUGCCAUUGUUGAUCUCUCAAAUUUCUAUUUUGAUGUUGCCAAAGAUCGCCUUUAUGUUGGGGGUGCUUCAAGUUUUACAAGAAGAAGCUGUCAAACAGUGCUUGCAAUUCAUCUACUCUCCAUAGUCAGAGUCAUUGCUCCAAUCUUACCUCAUUUAGCUGAAGACGUGUGGCAAAAUCUCCCUUUUGAAUAUACACUUGAAAACACUACUGAUAUAGCCAAAUUUGUCUUCGAGUCAAAAUGGCCUCAAGUUAAUGAAAAAUCGAUUUCAUUUCCUCAACAACAAAUUGAUUUAUGGGGGAAAAUACUCGAGUUGAGAACCGAGGUUAAUAAAGCACUGGAGACAGCUCGCACAGGUAAACUCAUUGGCUCGAGUCUCGAGGCAAAAGUUUACCUCAACUCAUCCGAUGAUGUUCUUUCUGAGAAAUUAAGGAACAUGUGUGAAGCUAAAAUUGAUGCAGAUUCACUUCAUCGCAUAUUUAUAACAUCUCAGGUGGAGAUUGUUGAUGCACCGAGUGAGAAUAUACCAUAUUCAGGGGAAUAUUUAAUUGAAGGAGAUAAAAAAAUAUGGAUUGGUGUAUCAAGGGCAGAAGGGUCAAAAUGUGAAAGAUGUUGGAACUUUACUCCACAAGUUGGUUCUUUUAUUGAUCAUCCUACACUUUGCAAACGUUGUUAUGAUGUUGUUGCUGAUCAACCACUUCCUGCUCUUGCAGCUGUUAGUUAAGUUAAAUGUGAGAAAUAGCAACAUACUUUGAUUAGAAUACAUAGUUAAAUUAUUUGAGGAAUAAUAAUUGCAUAAAAUUUUAAUUCAUAUUAUACUGAAUUAUUUAUUUUGACAAUUAAUUGAUUUCCUUCAAUUAUUUUUGAAGUUUAUGUA
Molecule: messenger RNA, 3600 nt
Organism: Lactuca sativa (garden lettuce)
Lineage: Eukaryota; Viridiplantae; Streptophyta; Magnoliopsida; Asterales; Asteraceae
Gene: OVA2
Product: tRNA synthetase class I (I, L, M and V) family protein
Biological process (GO): mitochondrial translation; isoleucyl-tRNA aminoacylation
Cellular component (GO): mitochondrion
Molecular function (GO): tRNA binding; aminoacyl-tRNA deacylase activity; ATP binding
Source: RefSeq, a predicted model, not a curated record